ACGGCAGCCUUGGAAGGCGAGCCCAGGACUGAAGCAGCAGAGCAAGUAGAAAAAGAAGUAGAAGCUGAAGUAGAAGGAGCGAAGCAGACGAAUCCACCAACGACGAGGCUCCUGCUGGCACAAGCUGGACCCCGAAUUUCACCUCCAUUGGCGUCUCUGCACACGGCCAUGAGCGACCUCACGGAGGUUUCGAAAGACUCGCCGGGAUGCGAGUCCCCCUUAUCGCCCGCCAAUGGUGAGGCUGCCAGCCCGCCCAAAGGCACGGCUCCGCCUUCGGCUGGCCCCACAGCCCUGGCCAGCCCGCUGAUUACACCUCACCACAAUAACAACCACCCCCACAAGAAUGGGCCCGGGUCGGACCCCCCGGCCGAACGCACGCCCGAACGCACGCCCGAUCAUGAACAGCUUUUACAGUACGGAUUGGAUCCCAAAGUGGCGGAUCGAUUGGAUGACAUCUACAAAACCGGCAAAUUGCAGCAUUCUGAUCUGGACGAUCGGGCCUUGGAUGCCUUGAAGGAAUUUCCCACCGAGGGCGCCUUGGCCGUGUUGGCCCAGUUUCUCGAAUCUAAUCUCGGCCACGUGUCGAACAAAUCUGCCUUCCUGUGUGGCGUCAUGAAGACCUACCGACAGAAGACCCGAGCCGCCGCCGGUGUGGUGGGCGUGGCCGGCGGACCGCCUGGUGUGGCCCUAGCCGCCGGUGACGCACUCCACGACUUGAACGGAGCCAGCUCGCCGGCCAGUUUGGCCAACACGCGUGGUCCGGACGAGGAUAAGAUCAACGCCAUCCUCGAGCGAACGGGAUAUGCGCUGGAUGUGACCACUGGACAGCGAAAGUACGGGGGACCACCCCCCGGUUGGGAGGGCAAUCCUCCUGGUCAAGGCUGUGAAGUAUUCUGUGGCAAGAUCCCUCGAGAUCUCUUUGAGGAUGAUCUCAUUCCUUUGUUCGAGAAAUGUGGCAUCAUUUGGGACCUCCGGCUUAUGAUGGACCCGAUGACAGGCUCGAACCGUGGAUAUGCCUUUAUCACCUUUACCACUCGUGACGCUGCCAAUGAGGCAGUUCGACAGCUGGAUUCUUGCGAGCUUGGCGAGGGAAAUUGCAUCAAAGUUAACGUUAGCGAGCCAAAAACUCGCCUCUUUAUAGGGAAUAUUCCCAAAUCGAAAGGAAAAGACGAAAUUCACGAGGAGUUCGAGAAGCUCUCAGCGGGAUUGAGGGAAGUCAUAAUCUACAGUUCUCCCGAUGAUAAAAAGAAGAACCGUGGGUUCUGCUUCCUCGAAUACGAGUCUCAUAAGGCGGCGAGUCUGGCCAAACGCCGCCUUGAAACCAGUCGUGUGAAGGUCUGGAGCUGUGAUAUCAUUGUGGAUUGGGCCGAUCCGCAAGAGGAACCUGACCAAGAAACCAUGUCCAAGGUGAAAGUCCUCUAUGUUCGCAAUCUGACAGUCAAUGUUACGGAGGAGAGGCUCCGUGAGCUGUUCGAAGCCCAUGGUCGUGUCGAGAGGGUCAAAAAGAUCAAAGAUUACGCUUUUGUUCACUUUGAGGAACGCAAACAAGCCGUGGCAGCCCUGAAAGAGCUUCACGGAUCCGAUUUGGCCGGCGCCCAAUUGGAGAUCAGUUUGGCCAAGCCACCCUCGGACAAGAAGAAGAAAGAAGACAUGCUCAGAAAGCGGGAUCAGCGCAUGAUGAAGAACAUCGCUCACACCAUGACGCUCCCUCCUUUUCCACCCUUCCAUAAUCCUUACGGGCCGAUGGGCGGGCCACCAGUUGGUAUUUAUGGUCGAGGCGGAGGCCGUGGAGGUCAUCACAUGGGAAAUGGUAUUCCCCGUGGCAUGCCACGUUACGACCCUGCCAAUUGGUUCGCUGGUUACUACAACUGGAAUUGGGGCGGCGAAGGUUGGCCAGCGGCGGGCGGUCGAAGUGGGAAUGGCGGCUCAGGAAUGGCGCCCUGGAUGGGCGGUAGUCAUGACCAGUGGGGCGGUGGCCCUCAUCAAACCCGCUCAGGGAACCACGGCCAUCAGAAUUUCCACCACCACCACCAUCACGGCGGAGGCUCAGGUGGGAACGGCGGCAGCAGUUAUUGGGGCAAUAGCACGAACUUGGGCUCGAACGGCGGAGCCAAUGGCCAUUCCAAUGCCCGAAGAGGCGGAGCUGGCGGGGGAAAAGCCAAAUCCUAAAACAGAGCCAUGAAUGAAUGCAUAUUGGCCAAGAAGACCUUUGAGAUGUCGCCCAAGGUCAAGAACAGGGUUGCUAACACAAGCCUGCUAAAUCUCAAGUGAAGAUAGAAUUGAAGCGUUUUAUUUUUCCAGAAGAACAUAAUACGCCCAAGCCCCUCCCUCCCCAAACCCCCACACACCUGCCAUGAAUUAUUCAAGUCCCCCUUCUAUGCAUCGUCCUGUUACCCUUGGAAUCCCCCGCCCCUCUAUCAGAGAAGAUAUUUUAACUAUAUUUUGAACAGCAAGAAGAUAAGAAUGAACUAUGUUUUGUAGAGCAGAGGAACAAAAUCUGCUGUUUAUGAUGAACUAUUACCCCAAGAAGGAUUUUAAUCCCACGAGACAUGCUUAAAUUUGAAAUGUUAUGCGUCAUAAUCUCUUUCAAUACAAACCCAUUUCAUUUUGUCGUCCCAAGUCUCAGUUGCUCCCUCUGACGGCGUGAAUGAAUUUCGAUAAAACACGCGAGAAAUCCAACUUAACAUCACCACUUGCCCGAGGAAAAAAAAAGCGCAGAGAAACAGUUUAGCUGUUCCUCUUUAUUGAGGGAACGAAAGCCAACUCCCGUUCCAAGAGUCCUUUGAAAUGAGACAAAGCCAAGAAAACAUUUGGAUUGGCCCCCCAAAUUGUUCGACUAUCACUAUUACCACCACCACUACUAUCCCUCCUCCCCAUUUCAUUGCCUUCUGGUAACAAUAUUGAAGACGGUUUUCCCGUUUCAGCCAUAAAUUAUUUUGUUCCACAUUCUGGUGAACCAUCUAUCAUCUACUGAAAGCGAGAGAAUAUGUUAAUUUGGUAUAGCAGAUCACAGAAUACGAUUUAUAUAUUGUCACUUCAUCAAACAAACGAACACACACACACGCCCUUGAUUACAACAUUGUUAGAAUUACUAUUACAACAACAACAACAAAUGCUAAUGCUACUACAUCAUCUGUAAUUAUCACUACUACUUCAAUUAGUACUGCUACCAUUGCAAUCACGAUACCUAUUCAGAAUAUCACAUCACGAUUAUUAUCACCCACACCCUACUGUAAGCAAACCCCCAGAAAGUUGGGAUUUCUUUUUGAUUGGAACGAAAGUCACUUUGGAAUUGAUUGCGAACGAAAAAACAAUAUCUUUGAUUGAGAAUCUGCGUUAAUCAUAACUGUUGCUAUAUAUUACUCCUGCUCCUAUUACUACGAUAACUACACAAUUACUGAUACCGUAUUCUCUAAAAAAGCAUUUGAAUUCAACUGCACACCAACAAAAUAUUAUUUUGGUUUCCCUAAAACAAACGGAAGAUGCACAUGGUACUGUAAAAACAAGCAUAGAAAAGCGAGAAAAAAAAAGAAAUCGUCUCCUUUUUGGACUAACCUGCUCUGACAUGAAGAAAAUUGAUGUCCACUAAAA
Messenger RNA from Tigriopus californicus, 3591 nucleotides. RefSeq names its product heterogeneous nuclear ribonucleoprotein Q-like. NCBI's taxonomy places the organism in Eukaryota, Metazoa, Arthropoda, Copepoda, Harpacticoida, Harpacticidae. Bases 169 to 2169 code for a protein of 666 amino acids. Gene Ontology annotation, cellular component: nucleus; ribonucleoprotein complex. Gene Ontology annotation, molecular function: mRNA binding. The record is from RefSeq and is a predicted model, not a curated record. The transcript has 9 exons.